CCAGCCUCGACCUCCCAUGUCCCGUAGCCAGGCUAACUCAUGUUCCCAUCCCACGAGGCCUCCCCGGCCCACCCUCCGGCCCCAGCUUCCCCCUGGCCACCCUCUGCGUGGUCCCCUCGGAGGGGGCCAGGACUCUCACCCACAGCUCUUCUCUGCUCCCAGCAUCGUCUUCUGGUUCGGGGACCUCAACUUCCGCAUUGAAAGUUACGAUCUACACUUCGUCAAGUUUGCCAUCGAUAGCAACCAGCUGCAGAAGCUCUGGGAGAAGGACCAGCUGAAUAUGGCCAAAGGCUCCUGGCCAGUCCUCAAGGGCUUCCAGGAGGGGCCCCUCACCUUUGCUCCCACCUUCAAGUUUGACGUGGGCACCAACUACUACGACACCAGUGCCAAGAAGCGAAAGCCUGCAUGGACGGACCGAAUCCUCUGGAAGAUCAAGGCGCCAGGUGUGGGGCCAAGCCCCUCUGGCCGAGAGAGCCACCGGGUCCACGUGACCCAGCACAGUUACCGGAGCCAUAUGGAAUAUACCGUCAGUGACCACAAGCCUGUAGCCGCUGUCUUCGUCCUGCAGUUUGCCUACAGAGACGACGUGCCCCUGGUGAGAAUCGAAGUAGCGGAUGAAUGGCUGAGGCCUGACCAGGCUGUGGUCCGUUACCGCAUGGAGAGCGUCUUCUCACGAAGUUCCUGGGACUGGAUCGGCCUCUAUCGGGUGGGCUUCCGUCACUGCAAGGAUUAUGUGGCUUAUGUGUGGGCCAAGCACGAAGAUCAAGAUGGCAGCACAUACCAGGUGACAUUCAGUGAAGAGUCUCUGCCCAGGGGCGGGGGCGAGUUCAUCCUCGGCUACUACAGCCAUGGCCAAAACAUCCUCAUUGGGGUCACGGACCCCUUCCAGAUCUCCCUGCCCGCCUCAGACGAGGGCAGCAGCCCCACGGACAGCUCGAGGGUCAGUUCCGAGGGUGAGGACGACAGCACCAUGGAGCUGCUGGGCCCCAAGUCCCGGAGCCCCAGCCCAGGCAAGAUGAAGAGGCACCGCAGCCGCAGCCCCAGCCUGGCCAAGUUCCCCGGCCUGGUGCUCCGGCCCAGAUCUCGGGAGCGGGGGACCAGCCGCAGUCCCUCCCCACAGGGCCACCGGCCCCUCAAGCCCCCGGGCAGUGGCGGGGGCUUGGGCACCCGGGCCAAGGAGAAGGGGAAGUUGGGCAUGGGCCCCGACGAGGAGGAGUCGGCCCUGCCCGAGAUGCCUGGGCCCUGGAACUUCCCGUUGCCCAGCUCCCUGCCCCGGCCCAUGCCCCACAACCUGGGCCUCCUGCCUUCCCUUCGCCUAGAGCCCAUCCUGGGCAGCCAGUGGCGAGGAGAGUCCGAGAUGGAGAGCCAGGUCAGCCCAAAGAGCCCCAACCGCUCCCCCCGGAGCCCUUCGCCCACCCCCAAGAGCCACCAGCGGAUGGAAGAUGGGGGCCUGGGGCCCUGAGGGGGAGCGGGUCCCAGGGAAGCCACCAUCCCCAGUAGAGAGCCUGCUGUGUGUUCGCCCUCCCUCUCUGUGCUCCUGUGCCAUGUCCACCCUGCCCACGGUUCCUCCCGCAGGACCCCCAUCCUGUGGGCAGGGUCAGGGGGAGCCCUUCGGGGUAUAGGGCCAUGCCGUGAAGAGAGGCCCUCCCUCCUGCUCCCUCCUGGACCCUAGCCUGUGACAAUUGCUGCCCCCUUGCUUUCCCCAGGCCCAGAGCUGGGUGCAGGGGGCACGGGCACUGUGCAGAGCCCCAGCUGCUAGCCAUCAUCCCGAGGACUGUUUAUUAGGAAUAAAAUUCUCAGACCUCU
Molecule: messenger RNA, 1806 nt
Organism: Gracilinanus agilis (Agile Gracile Mouse Opossum)
Lineage: Eukaryota; Metazoa; Chordata; Mammalia; Didelphimorphia; Didelphidae
Gene: INPP5J
Product: inositol polyphosphate-5-phosphatase J
Exons: 7
Coding region: 17-1462 (481 amino acids)
Biological process (GO): phosphatidylinositol dephosphorylation; negative regulation of peptidyl-serine phosphorylation
Cellular component (GO): ruffle; plasma membrane; cytoplasm
Molecular function (GO): phosphatidylinositol-3,4,5-trisphosphate 5-phosphatase activity; phosphatidylinositol-4,5-bisphosphate 5-phosphatase activity
Source: RefSeq, a predicted model, not a curated record